This is a messenger RNA of Pseudophryne corroboree (corroboree frog), 1669 nucleotides long. RefSeq names its product ceramide synthase 2 (gene CERS2). The coding region runs from base 269 to 1396 and encodes 375 amino acids. Gene Ontology annotation, molecular function: DNA binding; sphingosine N-acyltransferase activity. Gene Ontology annotation, biological process: ceramide biosynthetic process. The record is from RefSeq and is a predicted model, not a curated record. Lineage: Eukaryota; Metazoa; Chordata; Amphibia; Anura; Myobatrachidae. The transcript has 11 exons. Gene Ontology annotation, cellular component: membrane.
AUCAGGGGAUGUGCAAAGGAAGGAGUGGUGUAGAUUAGAAUAGAUUACAGCAGCAGCAGGGUGGCUGUAGGGUGAGAGUGACGCCCGGAGGAGGAGGGGGAGUGACCGGCUGGAAGGAAGAAGAACAGUCGCCUCCCUGCGAUAGGACUUGCAGGCAGGGGUGGGUUGAGAGGCUGCGUCAGACGAUCUGAGCUCCCGGGGAAGAGAGAGUAGCCACCGGCCCCCCAGUCCUCCUCCAAAUACAGGGACCCUUACCUGCAGAGAGAGGAUGCUGCAAACCAUUUAUGACUGCUUCUGGUGGCAUAGGCUGUGGCUUCCAGUGGGUCUGACCUGGGAAGACCUUCAGGAUAAGGAAGGUCGUACGUAUGCCAAAGCCUCUGACCUGUACAUCACUAUCCCCUUUGCCUUCAUCUUCCUCAUAGUACGAUACUUCUUUGAAAUUUAUGUAGCUACCCCACUUGCCCAGAUUCUGGGCGUGAAGGACAAGGUGAAAUUGCGCCCGGCACAUAAUCCCGCUCUGGAGGCGUUUUAUGCAAGCAACUCAAAGCACCCAAAACAGGGUGACCUAGAGAGCCUGUCUAAGGCAAGUAAAUUUACAGUGCGCCAGGUAGAAAGAUGGUUCCGCCGGCGGAGAAACCAGGACAGACCGAGUCUACAGAAGAAGUUCCGUGAAGCGAGCUGGAGAUUCACCUUUUACCUUAUUGCUUUCAUUGCUGGCAUGGCCGUCCUUAUAGAUAAGCCAUGGUUCUAUGAUCUCGGUGAAGUGUAUAAAGGUUUCCCCAAACAGAGUAUGCUGCCAUCCCAGUACUGGUAUUACAUGAUUGAACUGGGCUUUUACUGGUCUCUGCUCUUCAGAAUCGCAUUUGAUGUUAAACGAAAGGACUUUAAAGAGCAGGUUAUACAUCACGUAGCCACUAUUCUACUGAUCAGCUUCUCAUGGUGUGCAAACUACAUACGUGUGGGUACAUUGGUCUUGGCCAUUCAUGACUCCUCUGACUUUUUACUAGAGUCUGCAAAAAUGUUUAACUAUGCUGGCUGGAAGCAAAUGUGCAACAACAUAUUUGUGGUGUUUGCUGUGGUGUUCAUCAUUACCAGAAUUAUUAUUUUUCCAUUUUGGAUCCUGCACUGUAACUGGUUUUACCCUAGAGUACACUAUCCAGCUUUCUUUGGAUACUAUUUCUUCAAUGUACUGCUGUGGAUACUGCAAUGCUUGCACAUCUUCUGGGCCUAUCUCAUACUUGGCAUGGCCCACAAGUUUCUUACGGGCAAGCUGGAACAAGAUGAAAGAAGUGACCGAGAUGAAACUGAUCUCACCGAUGAAGAAGAGCCCAUCAAGAACGGGACAGUUUCCAAUGGUCAUUCAGUGCAGAACAAUAACCACCACAAAGCCGAUUGACCUCUGGUUAGCCACAUGGCUGAUUCACCCUCAAGUUCUCUUUUGAGGAACGAAUAGUAAUGAAUGUCCUCCUUCCUGAUUCACACUAAAAUACCUUACCAUCAUCUCAAGAAAAUACACUAAUUGACAUCUCAAAGACCAGCCCAGUUUACAUUCUUCAAAGAGCCUUAGGAGGUGGAUCGAUGAAGCUUUUCCAAUGGGACAGUUUUAAACAUGUUGAUUCAUGUAUGUUUAGGUUCUUUUUUUUUUUUUUCUUUUCUAUUCUUUUUUUUG